This is a messenger RNA of Pimephales promelas (fathead minnow), 920 nucleotides long. It is a transcript of the gene znhit3, whose product is annotated as zinc finger, HIT-type containing 3. The record is from RefSeq and is a predicted model, not a curated record. NCBI's taxonomy places the organism in Eukaryota, Metazoa, Chordata, Actinopteri, Cypriniformes, Leuciscidae. Gene Ontology annotation, molecular function: protein binding. Gene Ontology annotation, cellular component: pre-snoRNP complex; nucleus. Gene Ontology annotation, biological process: snoRNA localization; box C/D snoRNP assembly; maturation of LSU-rRNA from tricistronic rRNA transcript (SSU-rRNA, 5.8S rRNA, LSU-rRNA).
GAAAUGAGUUAAAAGUCCCACACGCUGUCAACAACACAAACACGUGCUUCCAGUAACUACAGGCUACAUAACGUCAUCUACGUUGUUUUAUUUUUUAUUUAACGUUAAUAGUUCGAUUUUCUAAAGUAGUCAUGCAGUUGUGUGGAGUUUGCAGCGAACAUGUUCCUAAAUACAGAUGUCCGGCCUGCAGAAUCAGAUAUUGUUCAGUGAGUUGCUUUAAAAGACACAAGGAUGAUGAUUCAUGUCACCCAAUUAAAGAGCCCGAUCCAGCCUCCAGCACCCCGACCCCAGUGCGUAGCGCUGAACAGCCGUGGGUUGUUGAGGAUCUCCUUGAUGAAGACAGUCAGACUGACAAAGUGCCGUUACAGAAACUUCAGCAGCUCGGAGAUUCAGAGGCGCUGAAGGAUCUGUUGAGGAAUCCUCAUCUCCGACAGCUGAUGAUGGCAGUGGACUCGGCCGGAGAUAAAGCCAAAGCCAUGAAAGACGCCAUGCAGGAGCCGCUGUUCGUGGAGUUUGCGGAUCAGUGCUUAAAAAUUAUUGAACCUACGCAAAUAGACAGUGUCGAUGACGGAUACUGAUUUCAUUGAACUCUUAAUGAGUAACACACAUCAUGACAGUCCAUUGGGUUUUGUUUGAAACAAUCGGAGGCAUCUACACUUGUGUCUGAUAAACAUACUCAAAUGGCUCAAAAUAUUUGCUACAUAUGCAUGUUUUCUCAACAUAUUACUGAGCCUUUGUGUUGUCACACAUGCACUAUUGCAUCCAGUCGUUUAUAACACGUCAUGCAUUUUAUAAUAAAUGUAAAAAGACACCAAAAACAGAACAUCUGUAAUGAUUUUUAUUUGAAUUAUCAAAGUUUGACCAAGUGUUUGUUAAAGCAGUACCUGAGCACAAACAAUAAACAUGUUUUGUUGAUUAAU